Molecule: messenger RNA, 1374 nt
Organism: Suillus subaureus
Lineage: Eukaryota; Fungi; Basidiomycota; Agaricomycetes; Boletales; Suillaceae
Product: pyridoxal-dependent decarboxylase
Exons: 4
Coding region: 1-1374 (457 amino acids)
Cellular component (GO): cytoplasm
Molecular function (GO): ornithine decarboxylase activity
Source: RefSeq, a predicted model, not a curated record
AUGUCUCCGGUUGAAAUACUUUCUGCUUUGAACCCACUCGACCACUUCAUUUCAAGCAACUUCCAAAAAUUACCAGGAAAUUCAGACGCCUCUUUCGACCCCGUGAUCCAGGACCUGUCAGCAUUGAUUGACAAUCGGCUAGAUGAUGACAAAAUAUUUUCUUGUCUCCCCCCACUGUUUAGGGGACACCCCGAAAUCCAUCUUCGCAAGGGCAUCAUAGAUGCCGCAAUGCGGGCUGGUGCCAACGAGGUUGAUGCAGAAAGAGCCUUUUUCGUGGCUGAUCUGAGCCAAGUCUAUCGCCAACAUGAGCGAUGGAUGAAGAAUCUUCCAGAGAUUACCCCGCAUUACGCGAUCAAGUGCAACCCGGAUCCAUACGUUAUCAGGCUUCUCGCUGCUUUGGGGGCUGGCUUUGACUGCGCAUCCAAUGGGGAAAUUUCCCAGGUCCUCAGCAUUGGCGGUGUCGAUCCAUCGAGGAUCAUUUUCGCCAACCCUUGUAAAGCAACUUCCUUCGUGCGGAGCGCUGCAAGAGCCGGCGUUAACACUAUGACAUUCGACAAUGCUGAUGAAUUGUACAAAAUUGCACGUGCACACCCGGGUGCAAAACUUAUCGUUCGUAUUCUCGCGGAUGAUUCCAAAAGUAUCUGUCGGUUCGGUAUCAAAUUCGGAGCACCCCUUGAGGUUGUUCCCAGCCUCUUGUCGAAGGCUAAGGAGCUCGGGCUAGACGUGAUUGGGGUCAGUUUCCACGUGGGAAGUGGGUGCUAUGACCCAGCCAUCUACGGGGAUGCCAUUAGGCGCGCCCGCGACGUCUUCAUUAUGGGGUCUCAAGUUGGUUAUCAAUUCAGCCUUCUAGAUGUUGGCGGCGGUUUUGAAGAUGCACGAUUUGAAGCCGCCGCAUCUGUUUUGGUCGACGCCAUUAAUCAAUACUUCCCUGACCGAAAAGGUAUCAGGCUAAUUGCGGAGCCUGGCCGUUUUUAUGUGUCUAGAGCAUUUAACUACAUCAACGAUGGCGUGUACGGCGCGUUCAACUGCAUCAUGUUUGAUCACCAGACCGUGAACCCCUACGUCCUUUCCCUUGACGGAUCGUUCCACAUCUCUCCCUCGGAGCCUUUGUCACUCUGCAGCGUAUGGGGGCCGACGUGUGACUCUAUUGACUGCGUGUGCAAGGCAGUUGAACUGCCAGAGGCCCUUCAAAUUGGGGACUGGCUUGGUUUUGACAAUAUGGGUGCAUAUACUAUAUGCGCUGCGAGCCAGUUCAACGGAUUCAAGUUUAGUAACGUGAUCUAUACUACAAGCAAAGGUGGCGGAGACGAGGCUCGGCGUGUACUGUGCAAUUUUGCUGCGAAAGGAUAUGGACACGGUGCUGGACCUUACUAG